This is a messenger RNA of Monascus purpureus, 3748 nucleotides long. The record is from the annotation of a GenBank genome assembly. NCBI's taxonomy places the organism in Eukaryota, Fungi, Ascomycota, Eurotiomycetes, Eurotiales, Aspergillaceae.
CCUGUCCAUCCAACGCCCUCGCCAGCUCAUUGUCUCGAAUCCUGUCUUUUUGUCUCAGACGCGUGUUCCAUCUGUUAUACCUCAUUCUCUUUCCUUCUGCGAGGUCCGCGCGGGUUUGAAACACCCCCUUCUGCGCAUUGCCCCUUGCCCGUCGUCGUCCGCCCUUCUCUCGCUUACAUCAACACCGCCUAGUGCGCGCGACCUACUUUGGGCCAGUCACCAGCUACCAGAUAUCCCCCCGGCUUGAAGCAUUGCUCGCCUUUUCCACAGAUCCCGGAUCUGCGGUGGCACUCUAGUGCACCGUUGCUUUUUCGAUUAGUUUCCCUACUAAUUUUUUUACAUUCUCAAGACGCAGCUGGCGUACUGAUUCCGUAUGGCUUGGCAGCCUCCCUCUGCCAUGGCUGGGGGUGGAGGGUAUGCCGGCGAUGGGGCUGCCAAUGGCGGACAUCCCCUGGGGACGGAGUAUACACUGCAAGGUGUCAUGCGCUUUUUGCAGACCGAAUGGCAUCGGCACGAGAGAGAUCGCAACGCGUGGGAGAUCGAGCGUGCAGAGAUGAAGUCCCGCAUUGGAAGAUUGGAGGGGGACGUCCGGACAAGCAAGCGUCUACAUGAGUCAGUCGGGAAGCAUGUGAGACUUCUGGAGGCUGCAUUGAAGAAGGAGCGUGAAAGGGUGAAGAAGCUCAGCAAUGGCGAAAAAAUUGAGGAUGUGCGGGAUUCCAAGGAGAUCGCUCGGGAGAGCUUGAAUGCUUUGAAGGCUCAACAUCACAAACCAAAUUCAGACCAUCUCGAAACCGACGUUGACUCCGAACCCCCCCUUCAGAAUGACAUUCGACACGAGACGGAACGAGAGAAGUCGCGCGUAUAUCUGGCGAAAUGUUCACAGGAGAUUGCCUACCAUGUCAUCCCCGUAUCGCAUCCCAUUCCCGACAUCAAUGAUCAGGACCUUUCGAACCAUCUAAGUGAAAACCAACAAGUGGCCCAGCACAACCUGGAAGAAGCCUACCUCCAUCAAGGACAGAAACAACAGCAAGGGAACAAUAUCAUGGCACGAGAUGUAGGGCUGCAGAACCACCAAUCCGUUGCAGCUCACUAUGCUGAGAAUGCUGGUUUGUCUCGCCUUCCUAACCAAAUCAGCCAUCCCGCCGCUCCAAGGGGAAUCCCCGACAGGAAGUCUUCGGACUACCAGCAAGCCCCUGCCGCUCCCCCAGAAAAUAGGUCGUCGCUUGAGCACGCUGUGCCCAACGACCGUGUGGAAUCUGCAAAGCAAGCAUAUGAUGCAUACCGCGAACGGGGAGCGGCCAAAGAGAAUGUAAAGCAGCAGUCGCAACAUAAGUCAGAGGACCGCUCAGAGGAUAUUGAUGGCUGGAACUUUGAUGAACCGUCUGGCCAGACACCGAUGCCUGACCCCAUCCCGCGUCGUCGGCCAGAUACAGAUGCUUUCCCCAACGCGAACUUCGUACGAUCAAAAUCACCAAUGAAGGGCGGCGCCCACUCUCACCGACGGAAAGGUUCAGGCUCUAAGCGCAAGGGCGAAGACUCCGUCGAUUCCAAGAGUAGUGCGGUCGUCGGACAAAAGCAGGAUUCCAUUUUCAAAGUUCGAUUUGCUCUAAGAGGCCACCUGGACGUUGUCCGCGCUGUUAUCUUUACCGGUGGCGGGAGCCCUUCGGAGCCGGAGAUCUGUACCUGUAGUGAUGAUGGGACGAUCAAGCGAUGGAUAAUUCCGGCAACGUAUGGCACCUUUGGGUCUCAUGGGUCACAUCCGAGCAAUGACUUGGACAUCACGAGUUACUUCACACACCGUGGGCAUGUCGGGGCGGUAACAGCACUGGCAGCCUGCUCACCCUCACAGAGUUUCUCGAACGGCGGUCGUGCCUUGGGAGAUGGAUGGGUCUUUUCCGGCGGACAAGAUGCAAGUGUGAAGGUCUGGGAGCGCGGAAGAGUUGAUCCAAAAGCGACGCUGGAUGGUCAUACUGAUGCGGUUUGGGGACUCUGUGUGCUUCCAGGAACUUCGGGAUCUGUCUUUGGAGACUCCUGUAGUCGUUACGGCGGCGCCGACCGGUUUCUGCUAGCAUCUGGAGCUGCGGAUGGAAAGGUAUUGAUUUGGGCUGUCAGUGCUCCUCCUCAACUCUCAUCUCCGCAAGCUGGCUCCCGACGGACGGGUAGGCGUGCGAACUCCAUCUCCUCUGGGUCGAAUUUCCCAUCGUCACCACAACCUAGCGUGGCCACCACCACACCUUUCCAUUACACUUUAGUUCACCAUAUUGUGCGACCCGAAACUCCAUCACCUACCUGCAUCAGCCCAUUGUCUCUCGCUGGCGUCAACUUUGUGGUGUCCUAUACCGAUGCUUCAAUUAUAGUCUAUGACACCAGGACGGGAGAGGAAAUUGUCGGAAUGGCGAGCCUGGAGACCUACGAUGGCACCCCAUCGACAGGAGUCAAUUGCGUAGUUGCAACGACUGUUGGAUUUGAUGGAACGGCUAAUCUUGAGCCUGCCCAGCGGAGUCUGGCGGAGGAAGAGGUACAUGGUGCAACAGGUUCUAGUGGAGUGGAAGGUGUAAUAAUCAGUGGCUAUGAAGACCGGUUUAUCCGUUUCUUCGAUGCUAACAGCGGCCAAUGCACGUACACAAUGCUGGCGCAUCCGGCUGCAAUUGCAUCCCUCUCCCUUUCACCUGAUGGUCGUGAGCUAGUUUCUGCUGGCCACGAUGCCAGUCUUCGAUUCUGGGACCUUGAAAAACGCAGCUGCACCCAGGAGAUCACCAGUCACAGGUUAAUGCGCGGCGAAGGCGUCUGCAGCGCUGUUUUGAGCUGCGAUGGUCGCUGGGUCGUCAGCGGUGGUGGCGACGGCGUCGUCAAAGUCUUCUCGAGAUGAUAAGGACGAAGUCGUGUCCUCUAAUGUGCAAUAUACUAGGAGCCGAUAGUUUCUUUCCCCCCUAACGUUUCACUGCGCUGUUCUUUGGUCAAAUGGAAUGAAUGAGCGAUUGGCUGGUUCUCGAGCAUUUGAAAUGGUGACACUCUGCCUAGCAUUUGUUUCUUUUUAUUUCUGUGUCUAGUAUUCCUUUGCCCCUUUUCUGGCCUCUCCUCGCUCCUACUACGGAUGCUCCCUCAAUUUGCUCUGGCCGCCGUAAUGAACGCCUCCAUGCUAUUUUCGAAAUGAUUGUUUUUCUAUUCGUCGUGGCCUUCUCCGUUAAUCCGAAUUUCCAGCCGGGAAUAUUGACGAUCAGGAGAAGCUGUCAUUACUUUUCAUGUACUCUGUCUCUUCAGUUCGUGGUCGGCAUUUGCUGUCUUAUCGUCUGCCUGUUUCGUUCUGGAAUGCUAUCCUCCAUACCUCUGCAUUCCCUGUGUUGUCUUUCUGGGCAGUGUGUUUACCGAAAUUUUUUAUCUUCGUCUAUUCAUGCGUCUUUCUGUGUGGCUACAUAUACCCUUGACCUUUCUUGCCGCCAGUUCGCCCCUUUGAAAAUUAUUUUUUUUUUCAGCGGACAUGUGUCGUGUAUAACUUUAGCAUCCUUUUUUCUUUCUAGAACCCCCUUUGCCCUCCACUUUCUUUUUGUGUUCUCAUGAACGGCACUGGUUUCCUUGUUUUCAGUCUGGAACCCGAUGAAAAGCAACAGGAGAAACACAGAAAUAUGGUAGAGAGGAUACGAUGAACUGUGUUAGCUUGGUAUCCUUGCUCAGAAGCCCUACAGUUGGUGUAAUAAUAGAUGUACAAAACUGUCCUUCUACUUAUUGCUGGGAAAAUAGGAGAAGAUAA